AUGAGCUCCCGUGUGGGAGCCACUGGUGUAUAUGGCUCGAGCAGAGUUGGGGAAAAUGGAACUGACGAUGCCGGUGAAGAGGACAGUAACCGUGAGACUGACACCCUACACUUGAGGAUAGGGAAGCCUCGGCGGAGGAAUGCAAAUCCAGUGGGAGAAGGAAGGACGAUCAGUGUGGAGCAGCUGGUGAGACCUGCCCUACCUGGGAGGAAAGCACACAGAAAGACCUGCAGUGAGGACAACAGAAGAAGAUGGACAGAGGGAAACCAAGACAGAGAUGAAGAAAGACAGAGAGUUGAACAUGUAGGAGGCAGGGAGAACGGCAGGGAAAGAGGAAAACAUAGACCCAGAAAGACUGAGAGAACUGAGACACAUGGAGAUGGAGCCCGGGACAGAGAGGGAGGAGGCAGUAUGGACAGUUUGUCUAGCAGUAAUUCUGAUAACCAUUUAAAUAGUACAGUGGAAACUGCAGGGGGAUCAAACAACUUGCAGAGAGGACAUUUGUGUCCUAGACCUCACAGCACUGUCUGCUCCCGGAUCAGUGCUGCCAAUUUAAAUCCCCAGCCCCCUCGACCAGCUCUCAUCCAGAGAUCCAGAUCCAUUCUGGGUAGAAGUGAGGUAUUUAUCUGUUGUUUUUUUAUUUUGUCAGCCAACACUAUCUCUGACGGUGAUAAAGAGUCAGAGUGUGAUGACGAUGGCCUGAGCCCAGAGGACUCCAGAAAGGAAAUAAUGGUGGGAACACAGUACCAAGCAGAUGUUCCUUCUUGCCUCUGUCACUACAAAGAUGGGGAGAAAGUGUAUGAAGAUGAAGAUGAGUUAUUAUGGAGCCCAGGUACAUUACCAGAAAACAAGGUCAGGAGUUUUCUGUCUGAAGUGUUGUCACGGACAACAGAUGAAAAGACAGGAUGUGACAAACCAGGGAUGCACGUCCGAGACAAUGAGCAGGCUUUGCAUGAGCUUGUCAAAUGCAACUACAACACCCGUGAAGCACUAGAGAGAUACUGCAGCCGCAUAAAAUCCUCAAAAGAAAAAUCGCCCCAGUGGUCCGAGGAGGAAUGCAAGAACUUUGAACACGCACUACAGAUGUAUGACAAGAACUUUCACCUCAUACAGAAACACAAGGUCACAACGCGAACUGUAGCAGAAUGUGUGGCUUUUUACUACAUGUGGAAAAAGUCGGAGCGCUUUGACUUCUUCGUGCAGCAGAAUCGGUUCGGGAAGAAAAAGUACAGCAGCUAUCCUGGUGUAACUGACCUGAUGGACAGGCUGGUGGAUGAAGCAGAGGGACUGGCAGUGGACAGUUCUUCCUCUGUGUGCUCAGGAGCAGGUGGAGGAGGACGGCUGGAGACCACCACAGACCAACAGCUCAGCCUGCUUAACUCCAUCACUGCCAGCGAUCUCACAGCUUUGAGUAACAGCGUAGCUACGGUGUGCAGCCCUGCAGAGGUCAGUUGCCUGGACUCCUACAGCUUUCCUCCCCUGGAAAGCCUCCAUCGCGGGUCCUUGAAUCACGAGGAAUCCCUCGGGUUCCCUUCCAACGGUGCGGACCCUGACUGCCUAAACAUGCUCGACGCAGGCUUCUACCACUCGGACCUGGGCCAGCUAGGAGGAGUCUGUGUCAACAAGGACUGUGAGCGGCCUUCAAAGAGACUCAAGAUGGCACUGCCUGACUCCUUUAUCAACGACGUCUCCGUAGGUAACCUCGGAGUGGACUUUGAAGCGCGGCGGAAAACGACGCACCACCACCGAAUCACCGGCGCCAAAAUGGCAGUGUCUGUCACAGACUUUGGGAGCUUGGCUGGCAGCGGUGAGCCCAACGGGUUUCUGGGAGGACAUGCGCGGCACCACACACAGCACACUGCAGCACUUCAGUCAGAGUGAUCUUCCUCAUCUUCUUCUUCUUCCCUUUUGAAACCCCUUUUCCUGCUUGUACAUAAGACUGACCUCACUGGAGAAUCCAAUUUGUUUAAAUUCUAUUA
This is a messenger RNA of Thunnus maccoyii (southern bluefin tuna), 1979 nucleotides long. Its product is annotated as mesoderm induction early response protein 3-like. Gene Ontology annotation, molecular function: histone deacetylase binding; transcription corepressor activity. The transcript is spliced from 9 exons. Gene Ontology annotation, biological process: negative regulation of transcription by RNA polymerase II. The record is from RefSeq and is a predicted model, not a curated record. Gene Ontology annotation, cellular component: nucleoplasm. The coding region runs from base 1 to 1881 and encodes 626 amino acids. NCBI's taxonomy places the organism in Eukaryota, Metazoa, Chordata, Actinopteri, Scombriformes, Scombridae.